AUGGACGAGGCUACGCACGAUGAAUGGUCUCCUUUGGUUGCAGCGUCCUCAGGGGGUAGCGGGUUUGGGCGUCACGCGUCCGGGCACCUGGAGCUUCUGCCCGAGCACUGGACGAUUCGGCGGGAGCCUCACCAGCGUCUCGCACCCAAGACCACGAGCUUGCCGCAGCGUUUCUUUCCGUACUCCUGGAUGCGAUAUCGCGUAAACGUGCUGCUGUUGCUGGUACCGCCGGGGCUCGCGGGUUCGCGGCUGAACCUCAGUCCAAGCUUCAUAUUCUGGAGCAACUUUUUCGGAAUUUUCCCGCUGGGUAUCCUUCUUGGUCGUUUUACCGAACAUAUUUCCUGGUAUUCUACAGCAGCUUUGGGUGCGCUUCUGAACGCUACCUUUGGGAACGCCGUCGAGUUCAUCUUUGCCGUAUCGGCGCUGCGGCAUCGGCUGACGGAUGUGCUGAAGGCCACGAUGCUGGGCUCGAUUAUCGGCAACGAACUCUUCGUCACCGGGUUUUGUUUUCUUGUCGGAGGACUUCACUUUCGAGAGCAGACCUUUGCACCAACCUUCAGCGAUACCAAUAUGAGCAUUUUGCAUAUUACAACCAUUGGCAUUCUCUUCCCGAGCGUUUUCCGGCAAGCGGUUGACGCGCACCGGCGACAGGCCGUUGCCAACGAAACGGCCUCGAAUGCGACCAGCAUCGUCAACAACGCAAGCUCCAGGGAUGUUUAUGUUUCACGCUGCACAUCUGUUUUACUUUUAGCGUUGUAUGUGGCGUAUCUCGUGUUUGAGCUCGUAACGCACGCCGAGGCCGUGGAAGCACCCGGCUCGCGAUCAUCGCCGCUGAGCGCCUCUGCAUCAGCGCUAGGCUUUUUGGGUGCGGAGCAGGCGCUGGAGCGGCGUGAUGCUGGCGCUGGCGAUGGUGUCGAUGCUCAACGCCUCGAGUGCAGUGCAGGUACGCAAUGCGAUGAAUCUGAUAUGAUCUCGGUAUCGGCAGGUGUGCUGCAUGAAAUGGAACGGGGUCAAUCCAUGGACACGAGCUCGUUCCCCGAUGACGCGUAUGCGAACACCAGGUACGGAGAUGCCGAUGUGAGACGGAUGCGUUCGCUGCAGAACAACAACGCUGCGGAUGCGCAAGUCGGUGCCGGGAACCCAGCCGGGCAAGCUGCUCGUUCGACCCGUCCGCAGCCGUGUACGGCGGAGCAAGCUACGCUGACCGAGGUUCCCGACCUGAGCCUGUGGGCGAAUAUCGUACUCUUGCUGCUCUGUACGCUUUUGAUUUCAUUCUGUACGGAUGCUCUGGUGGGUUCACUCGAGCAGGCUGCUGCAGCUUUGUCGCUCCCGCCGCCGUUCGUAUCUUUCAUCCUUUUACCGCUGGUGGGGAACAUUGCGGAGCACCUGGGCGCAGUCUCCAUGGCGAUGCAGAACAAGAUGGAUCUUGCUGUUCGGAUAGCGGUCGGGUCAGCUGUACAGGUUGGUCUGCUGGUGUUUCCCGCGCUGGUUCUGGUUGCCUGGCUACUUGGUAUUCCGCUGACGCUCGAGAUCCCGUUGUUUGGGGGCUUUGCCCUGAUCGCUUCGACGGUGGUGCUGGCGAACGCGAUGCGGGACAGCACGAGCAACUGGCUCGAGGGUAUUGAGCUUCUUGCGGUUUAUUUCAUCAUUUGCGUGUGCUAUUACUUUACGAGCUGA
Messenger RNA from Cyanidioschyzon merolae strain 10D, 1677 nucleotides. RefSeq names its product probable calcium/proton antiporter. The transcript has a single exon. Gene Ontology annotation, molecular function: calcium:proton antiporter activity. Bases 1 to 1677 code for a protein of 558 amino acids. Lineage: Eukaryota; Rhodophyta; Bangiophyceae; Cyanidiales; Cyanidiaceae. Gene Ontology annotation, cellular component: membrane. Gene Ontology annotation, biological process: intracellular calcium ion homeostasis; calcium ion transmembrane transport. The record is from RefSeq and is a predicted model, not a curated record.